CGCUUUUUCGUCCCCCUCAGAGCUCUUUCCUGUCUUACUUGGUUGUUACUCCAUUCGCUUCAGCAGCGGCAAAAUGUCUGGGAUCCUUCGGGGAAUCGCGCGAAUUCGCACAGCUCCGGCUCUUCGGGGGUCAAACAUCACCCAGCGAUCAAAUCUAGCCUCAAAGCCGGCAAAAGACCCCUUGGGGGCAGCGGAGACAGUAUUCAGCCUGGCUGUGUUUUCCCUGGCAAUUCUGGCUCCAUCUGGAUGGGUCCUGGCCAACCUGGAGAGCUACAAAAAGAAGGCAUAAUCCUGUUGUCAUGGCCCGAAAAGAGAUCUCUACAUCCCUUGUCACUGGGGACCAACGUCUUGUCUUUAACCCACCUGUAACAAGAAAGGACUCAUGAGCCAUCCAUCUAGCGCUCCAUCAUGAAGCAGUUUACCCUCUUCCAGGCCACUCCUACAUGUCAGUCAACCAGUGGGCUUCAUAAUGAGUUGUUGUAAUGGGUGUUUUUCUUUUUAAGGAUAUUGUUACACACUUAAAAUAAACUGUUAUUUAAAUCCAAAA
Messenger RNA from Pygocentrus nattereri (red-bellied piranha), 547 nucleotides. Its product is annotated as cytochrome c oxidase subunit 8B, mitochondrial. Lineage: Eukaryota; Metazoa; Chordata; Actinopteri; Characiformes; Serrasalmidae. Gene Ontology annotation, biological process: mitochondrial electron transport, cytochrome c to oxygen. The coding region runs from base 74 to 289 and encodes 71 amino acids. Gene Ontology annotation, cellular component: mitochondrion. The record is from RefSeq and is a predicted model, not a curated record. The transcript is spliced from 2 exons.